AUGUCCUACGUGCCAGUUUCGUCUUUUCCUGGACAGGCGCCGACAUCUUCACCACACGGACCUGGACCUAUGCUCGGUGGACCAGUCUUGCCGGCGAUUUCAGAGCUCCAUAGGCACCCUGAACCCUCCUCGCAUCCACAGUUCCGACCCCUCUACGCUGGGCAUCCAGGACAUCCAGGGAUCCAUCAAGCUGCACCACGGACGAACGGCUCCCCUCCACAGGCGCUGAAAAGACAGGCUUCUCAAACACCAUUACCAGAGGAGAGUCCGGCCAAGAAACAAUCCAAGUGGACCCCUGAAGAGGACAACUUGACGAUAGAACUCCGAGGCCAGGGGAUGAAGUGGGACGACAUUGCGAAACGUCUGCCUGGUCGCAGCUCCAUCUCUUGCCGGUUGCGCUACCAGAACUACCUCGAAAAGCGAGCAAUCUGGGAUGAGGAAAAGAAGAACAAGCUUGCACGAUUAUAUGCCCGCUUCAAAGACCAGAUGUGGCAGAAGGUGGCUACCGAAAUGGGUAUUCCCUGGCGUUCGGCAGAGUCGAUGCAUUGGCAACUAGGGGAGCAAGAAAUGAGUGCGCGGGCCAACGCUCCUGUCUUCCAGCUGCAUCCAUCUGCAACUGGAGCAGGUCUUAGCCCACCCUCACAAAUGCCUGCAGUACCCGCGCCGACCUCGCAUGGCUUCACUGCUACAAACGCUGCUCCUUUGAUGCCCAACCCACCACCAAUGCUUCAGCAGCACCACCAAGCGCCGUCACCAAUACCCCAAACCGCUAUGCACGGUUACCAUCAUCGGACGGACAGCGGAUCAAGUCAAGGAAGAAGGAGGAACAGCUCCUUCAGUCGUAGGCGAGCGGAUCACCGAUCAAGAGCCAGUGUCCCACCUCAACUCAGCCAACCUUUGCCUCAAAUACACGCGGCAUCAGCAGAGGACCUAGUCAGCGGGGCCAGGACUGCACCUGUUCCAGACCUCCAAUCUGGCAUGAAGCGCGAGGGAGAGAGCUCUAGCUACAUGGAGUCAUACCAGAAGAGGAGAAGAGAAGACGAAUACCUAGGACACUCGCGUUCCGAGUCAGACACCCGUAGCCAGGGGUUCAAGAGCCCUGACAGAGUUUCGCAACGCAGUGCGACUGGAAGCAUGAAGAGCAUGAAGAGAGAGCCAGAAGAAGUAGAGCGCCCAUCUGCCAUGCCAUCCCCGCCUCGCACGGCUCCGUGA
Molecule: messenger RNA, 1212 nt
Organism: Parastagonospora nodorum SN15
Lineage: Eukaryota; Fungi; Ascomycota; Dothideomycetes; Pleosporales; Phaeosphaeriaceae
Exons: 2
Coding region: 1-1212 (403 amino acids)
Source: RefSeq, a predicted model, not a curated record